Molecule: messenger RNA, 1842 nt
Organism: Coprinopsis cinerea okayama7#130
Lineage: Eukaryota; Fungi; Basidiomycota; Agaricomycetes; Agaricales; Psathyrellaceae
Product: endoprotease
Exons: 4
Coding region: 1-1842 (613 amino acids)
Biological process (GO): proteolysis
Molecular function (GO): dipeptidyl-peptidase activity; serine-type exopeptidase activity
Source: RefSeq, a predicted model, not a curated record
AUGGGUCGUUAUCCCAUCGGCCUGAGCGCUCUUGUCGUUCUCUUUCUGACUUUGGCAAUUGGAUUCGCCGACGCCAACGCUGGCGCCGCCUCUGAACCAGCCAAUGACCUAGAUAAACGUGCACUCUGGGAGUCGAGGCAUAAACGCCUCGCUAGACGACUUGAGUCGACAUAUCGUAUUCCGUUCACGUUUGGAAACCGCAAGAAGUGGAAGUUUACCGAGGAGGAACUGAAGAACGUUCAUCCUAAUGGUUUGACCUCUUCUACUGGCUCGAAAUCGGGGAUUUUGAACAAACCGGCGACGGAUGUUCAGGGGAGGACGAUACCAGACUAUGAUGUCCUCUAUGAGUAUGACCAGCUGGUUGAUCAUAAUAAUCCGGAGUUGGGGACGUUCAAGCAGCGGUAUUAUCAUACUUGGGAGUUCUACAAGCCUGGCACUCUGGCGGAGCAACUGAACGGGGCUGUUGUCCUCCUCGAGCACCGCUUCUACGGAGCGUCCAACCCAUACAACAACUUCAGCACCUCGGUCUUCCAACAAGUCCACACGAUCGAACAAGCGAUGGACGAUUUUGUUGGGUUUGCGAGGGGAGUGGAGCUGCCCAUGGCUCGGGCUUUGGCGCUCGGUGGGAUUGGAGACCCUGAUUCCGUCGGUGGGAGGGAGAAGCUACAGAAGGUGAUUACUGGGAGGCGAUUGAGUGAUUCGGAGAAGAGGAAGGUGGAGGAGGAAGUGAGGAAGUUGAGGCCUGAUAGGACGCCGUGGGUUAUGAUGGGUGGGAGUUAUAUGGGCGCGCUUACCUCGUGGACUAUGAAUGAGAGGCCGGGGACGUUUUGGGCGGGGUAUAGCAGUAGUGGAGUUGUUCAGCCUUUGGCGUGCGUUCAGUUCUGGUUGCACCUUUUGUUGUCGAUGACUUACGAGGGUUCCCGCAGAGACUUUUGGCAGUAUUGGUCCCUUGUUGCGCAUUAUAUGCCUCAGAACUGCACCACCUCGGUUGCGUCUGUGAUAUCCUAUAUCGAUUCCACGGUGGAUACUUGGAUGGAAACGGGGAAUGGAACGGAGUUGGAGCAGGUACAGAGGGAUUUUGGGAUGCCUGGUGUAGAUGUAGUGUUGUUUCUGAACAUGCGUGAAUGGCAAUCUCUGGAUGUCACUUCCGAAGAAAGGGGUGGCUCCUAUUUCUACGAAUUCUGCGACUUGCUGCAAACAUCGAGUAAUGGAACUGUCAACUCGAUAUGUCAAUAUGCCUUCCCGGAAGCCUUUGGAUCUACUUCCACUGACUCCAUCAACGCAACCGCCCAAGUCGAAGCUGCCAACUCGCGGGUCGACUCGACUUCGCAGAAACUCAAGGGGUGGAAGUCGACUGCUGAUAGAUUGUUUGUGGUGAACGGUGCGAGGGAUCCGUGGUUGGAAGUGACGUGGUCGACGAGUUUGCCAUUGAGCCAGACAGAUUUGCCGCCUUCGACGAAUGCGAGUAGUGAACUGUUGAUGCCGAGGUUUGAGGGGUAUGCUUUGUAUGAUAGUAACUCUAACGAGGGAUCGAGUACGAGAGGUUCGGACGAUACGACGGGCAAUGGACUCUUCCCCUCUAGCCCCACUCGGCCGAUAUACCUGACGGAUGGGUUCCAUUGCAGCGAUAUGCAGGGGGUGAAUGCGGGGGCGGAUGAGAGUAUUGCGAGGGUGUGGGUGGAUGUGGCGGAGAGGUUUGGGGAGUGGGUGGAGGAGUUUGAAGUGGAGUGGACUGAGGUUGAUGGGGAGGGUGGGGCCGCUACUGGGCUGAGAGCAUCCCGGAGGGUGGGAGUGAUAUGGGUUGUAAUUGCUGCUGGUAUAUUUGGUAUCUUUUGGCUGUGA